Centropristis striata (black sea bass) is the source of this 1478-nucleotide messenger RNA. It is a transcript of the gene hprt1l, whose product is annotated as hypoxanthine phosphoribosyltransferase 1, like. The record is from RefSeq and is a predicted model, not a curated record. The coding region runs from base 304 to 951 and encodes 215 amino acids. Gene Ontology annotation, molecular function: hypoxanthine phosphoribosyltransferase activity; magnesium ion binding. Gene Ontology annotation, biological process: guanine salvage; IMP salvage; purine ribonucleoside salvage. The transcript has 9 exons. Lineage: Eukaryota; Metazoa; Chordata; Actinopteri; Perciformes; Serranidae.
CACGCAGUAGUAGUAGUAGUGACCGGUAUAGCGCAUUUAAGCUCUGGUUGUGUCGGGGCAAAUCAGAUUACUGUGGAGGUAAACUGGAUUCUGACGUAAAGGGUUUAAACCCCGGCAGAGCAGCAUCGCUUGUGCGGCUGCUCAGUCAGCAGCAGUCGGUGAGGAGAGGAGAGCAGCUCGUGCCACUUCCAGUCAACAAACCCUCCUCCCUCUCUCUCUCUCUCUCUGUCUCUCUCUCAGGACCUGAGCAUGACUUCUCAGAUACUUUUCUGCGACUGAACAGGACGGGCGACCGCCGGUAACAUGGCUUCCUAUCUGCAGAUCGCUGAUGACGAGAAAGGCCACGAGCUGGACCUUUUCUGCGUCCCUAGACAUUAUGAGAACGAUUUGGACAAGGUGAUCAUCCCCCAUGGGCUCAUCAUGGACAGGACAGAGCGUCUGGCCCGCGACAUAAUCCGGGAUAUGGGGGGACACCACAUCGUCGCUCUGUGUGUGCUAAAAGGAGGCUAUAAGUUCUUCGCAGACCUCCUGGACUACAUUAAAGCACUGAACCAGAACAGUGAUAAAUCAGUCCCCCUGACAGUGGAUUUCAUUAGGGUGAAGAGCUACUGUAAUGACAAGUCAACAAACAAUGUCAAAGUCAUAGGAGGGGAUGAGCUAUCCAGUCUCUCAGGCAAGAAUGUUUUGAUUGUAGAGGAUAUCGUGGAGACGGGGAGGACGAUGCAGACGCUGCUUUCCCUGCUGAAUGAAUGCAAUCCCAAGAUGGUUAAAGUUGUAAGCCUUCUGGUGAAGAGGACCCCAAGGAGUUCAGGGUACAGACCAGACUACAUUGGUUUCGAGGUGCCAGACGCCUUUCUGGUGGGUUACGCUUUGGACUACAAUGAGUACUUCAGAGAUCUCAGUCACAUCUGUAUACUGAAUGAUCAAGCCAAGGAGAAGUAUAAAGUGUGAGCAGAUGAAGAGCUGCAGAGGCACUGACUGAAAUCAACGAAGACUAGAACCACUGUGAUGCCCCCCUAGCUUUGCUGUGUUUUGAAUCUUAUUUAUUUUUCUACAUAAGAAAUCCACAAGAUGUGACCUGUGGGUUGUAAAUAACUUCAAGAACAUUUCAUUUCUCCCCUACUGAAAAUGUGGGAUCAAUUAUGUAUAUUAUGAGUAUUUUGGUUAUUGCAUUUUAAUUUAAUAAUUUAUGUGUAUAGACUUUACCUGUGAAUUGCAUUUUUAUCUUGGAGAUAGAGAGAAGAAUUACAUUUAUUUGUUCAAAUUCCGUGUUUCAGGCUACUGUUUUAGGUUAAGUGAGCUGUCAGUCAAAUUUAAGUAGCCUUCAGUUUAUGUUUAUGUUUCAACUUGAAAUGCAGAUAUAUCCUCUCAUUAUGCCAUAAAAUGACUGACUUGGAAUGUACUGUAUGUUUUAUUUCACGUCUGAUGUUUUCAUCAAGGACCUAUUUACAGCAAUAUAAAUCUUGUUGAACCAUGAA